UGGAUGUGUCUGGCUGGGAUUGCGACAUCGACCGUUCAGUUGCUACCACUCAGAUAUGAUCUCAGCGAUUUCUCACUGCUAGGUGUAGAGGAGCAGACACUACACACACCACAGGAGGACAAAUACACCUUUAGAAUUCCCCCAAAAUAAGGUAAAGUCCUGUUUGUUUACUUUUGCCACUUAUUUCACGGAUUAUUACACAGUGUUCCUUAGCGGUGUGAGCACAUGUGUGACCUUUUCCUGUUAACUGGACAUUGACAUGAUCAAGUUCAGCUCAUGUGUUUAAGCCUGGAGAAUUUGGACCUAAACCAACUUAGUCAUCUGACAGUUCAAUUUGAAAAUGCUUUAAUUCCUGCUCCAUAAUCUCAAUAUCAGCAGUGCAUCACUGAUGGGGGAUCUGAGGCAGAAGAUGGGCGUCAUGUCACAGACAAUAUGCCCACGUUCACAGGCUGCUUCUGUUGAGGACUUAAAGGCCCCAAAUGCAGUCAAAGAAGAGAAGAUGCACAUGAAGAGAGAAAUCUCUCUCGUCAACGGGGUCUGCCUCAUCGUGGGCAACAUGAUCGGCUCUGGGAUCUUUAUCUCACCUAAGGGUGUGCUCAUGCACUGUGGCUCAUACGGACUGUCGCUGCUGAUCUGGGCCCUCGGAGGUAUCUUCUCCGUGUUCGGGGCUCUGUGCUACGCAGAGCUCGGCACCACCGUCACCAAGUCCGGAGCCAGCUACGCCUACAUCCUGGAGUCUUUCGGUGGGUUCCCGGCCUUCAUCCGCCUGUGGACGUCCAUCCUGCUGAUUGAGCCUGCCAGCCAGGCCGUGAUUUCACUCACCUUCGCCAACUACCUGGUGGAGGCUUUCUACCCAACCUGCCAGCCGCCGUACCACGCUAUCCGCCUGAUAGCAGCAGCCUGCAUCUGUAUUCUCAUUUUUGUCAACUGUGCCUAUGUGAAGUGGGGGACUUUGGUCCAGGACAUCUUCACUUAUGCCAAACUCAUGGCACUCAUCCUCAUCAUCAUUGUGGGAAUCCUGAAACUAUCCACUGGAGAAACAAAAAGCUUCGAGCGUCCUUUUGAGGGCUCCUCCACAGAUCCUGGACCGAUAGCUUUGGCCCUCUACUCGGCUCUGUUCUCCUACUCCGGCUGGGACACACUGAACUUUGUGACGGAGGAAAUUAAGAAUCCAGAGAGAAAUCUGCCCCUGGCCAUUGCCAUCUCUAUGCCCAUUGUGACCAUCAUCUACCUGCUGACCAACGUGGCGUACUACGUGGUCCUGGACAUGCCAUCCCUGCUGUCCAGUGACGCCGUCGCUGUGACCUUUGGGAAUGCAGCACUGGGGCCGUUCAAGUGGAUCAUCCCUGUGUCAGUGGCCAUGUCCUGCUACGGAGGACUCAAUGCUUCUAUCAUCGCUGCCUCGAGGUUGUUUUUCGUUGGAGCCAGAGAAGGCCACCUCCCCAACAGUCUGAGUCUGAUCCACCUGGAGCGUUACACACCCAUACCUGCGCUGCUCUUCAAUGGGUUGAUGGGCCUGAUCUUUCUGUGUGUGGAGGACGUGUUCCAGCUCAUCAACUACUUCAGCUUCAGUUACUGGCUCUACGUGGGUCUGUCUGUGGCCGGCCUCAUCUACCUGCGCAUCACUCAGCCUAACCGACACAGGCCCGUCAAGUUGAGCCUGUUCUUCCCCUUCAUCUACUGCCUGUGCAGCCUGUUCUUAGUCAUUGUUCCUCUGUACGGAGACACCAUCAACUCUCUCAUAGGGAUUGGCAUUGCGCUCUCUGGUGUGCCAGUUUACUAUGUGGCCAUUUACCUGCCUGAGGACAAGAGGCCCAAGUUCAUACAGAAAUUAAAUGCGUUUGCCACCAGAUGCACCCAGACUCUUCUCUACUGCUGCCUGACAGAAGUCCACACAGAGCCAGAAACACAAGCAGGCGCUAAAACGCAGUGAACACCAUGGAGCGUCCAUGGAAUCGCCCACCACCGAGGCCUCUGUCCUGAGCGACGAGGUCCACGAUGGACAGCACAGCCUGGUCUGGACUCAUGGCGUUUGUGUGCCAGGUCAUGCUAAAAAAAAAAAUAUGAAAAAGAGGAUCUGACAUCGCAAAUGACUCACCAGGAGGAGAGAGCACUUGAGAGAAUGCAGACUCACUUUCCUCCGCGAAUGUGACACACUUCCCUUCAGACAACGAGGAGUAUUUCCUACGAGGAUUCAAUUAAAGUUCAAGCUGACAUUUUUUAUUUAGUGUUAAGAUGUUAUAUGAUUAGUCCCUUUCAAAAAUUCAUCAUAUACUACUCAUGUGGCGACAGGUAAAUCAUACAAAAGCCGCAGUAUGACUAAUGUUAUUGUGAUUGAUUACAUAGUCGAAUGUAAUGUAAUGCCUCUAACAGCACCUGGCUUAUUAACUGCCUUUAGUAGUCACUGUUACAGUGACUAGUGAAGUAACUAAAUACACAAAUCUCCAGACACAUCAACAGUACAACAGAGCAUGUUCAUGGUGUGGUGAUCAAAACCUCUUUGUGUUAAAUGAUGUAAAGUGCGAUGGGUCACCUGUUUACACCAAUUUGAUGACCUGCCUACAUUUAUUCUGGAAAUCCUACCUUCAUGUGAAUAACAAUUGAUUUCAGUGAGUUUAUAUAUUAUGUUUUGUAAUUAUUCAUGAUUUUCAAAGGACUGAUUUAAUUGGUCCAGGAUCCAUCUGCAGGCAAGUUGCAAGUUCGAAUAUAGAGUAUCUGCAAAGCUUUAGCAAACUGCAUCUUCUCCCACAAGGGGGAGCAGAUCGUUUUUUAGCUAAAACAUGUUCUGCAUGCUUCACUUGAAAGGCCUGUGUUUCUGUUCUAAUUGAAAAAAUAGUAACGAACUAGUGUGUACUGUAAAAUGUUAAGGUAUCCAGAGCCUCAACUCUUGUUUACUGGCAACCAAUCAAACCUUCACUUGACAGGUCUUAAAUAAUAAAUGUAAACUCAACAUUAUUUCACAUUUAAUAAUCUACUUUCUUCACAUGUGAAGUGCAAACCAAAUAUAUUCAAGAAUUUACUUUUAGAAACAAGAUGCCUUUUCUUUCUGUGAGUGACUCUCAGCCGUUGUCUCUUAUAAUCUUCAUCUUCUUUCAAGCAGACGUGACGUUUUCUUAUAUUUACACAUGUAGUGUUUUAUCUUGAAUA
Molecule: messenger RNA, 3147 nt
Organism: Pleuronectes platessa (European plaice)
Lineage: Eukaryota; Metazoa; Chordata; Actinopteri; Pleuronectiformes; Pleuronectidae
Product: Y+L amino acid transporter 2
Exons: 9
Coding region: 389-1933 (514 amino acids)
Biological process (GO): amino acid transmembrane transport
Cellular component (GO): membrane
Molecular function (GO): L-amino acid transmembrane transporter activity
Source: RefSeq, a predicted model, not a curated record